AUGGUUCAGAUCAGCGAGGUGAAGGGCAAUUCGCGGGAGAACAGAACAGCAGCACAUACGCACAUCAAAGGGCUGGGUCUACGAUCAGAUGGCGCAGCUGAACAUAUCAGCAGUGGUUUUGUCGGCCAGGCCGCUGCCAGAGAAGCAUGUGGAGUUGUCGUCGACCUGAUAAAGUCAAAGAAGAUGGCUGGACGCGCAGUAUUACUUGCCGGAGGACCAGGAACUGGAAAAACAGCUUUAGCUCUCGCCAUUUCGCAAGAGUUGGGAACAAAAGUACCCUUCUGUCCGAUCGUUGGCAGCGAGGUCUUCUCAGCAGAGGUCAAGAAGACAGAAGCUCUUAUGGAGAAUUUUCGUCGGGCCAUUGGUUUGCGUGUUCGUGAGACAAAGGAGGUUUACGAAGGGGAGGUGACGGAGCUCACUCCCGAAGAGGCUGAAAACCCAUUAGGUGGCUACGGGCGGACGAUAAGUCAUUUAAUCAUCGGACUCAAGUCAGCUCGAGGCACCAAGAAAUUACGACUGGACCCAAGCAUAUACGAAGCUAUUCAAAAGGAGAAGGUUGCGGUCGGAGACGUCAUCUACAUUGAAGCCAACACUGGGGCCUGCAAACGCGUUGGGCGAUCAGAUGCGUACGCAACAGAGUUCGACCUGGAAGCAGAAGAAUACGUUCCCGUUCCAAAGGGCGAAGUCCACAAGAAGAAAGAAAUCGUACAAGAUGUUACACUCCAUGAUCUUGACGUCGCCAACGCAAGACCACAAGGCGGUCAGGAUAUAAUGAGUAUGAUGGGCCAACUUAUGAAACAAAAGAAGACCGAAAUCACGGAUAAACUACGGCAGGAGAUCAAUAAAGUCGUUAACCGCUAUAUUGAUCAAGGCGUCGCCGAGCUAGUCCCCGGCGUCCUUUUCAUUGAUGAAGUCCACAUGCUCGACAUCGAAUGCUUCACGUACCUCAACCGCGCCCUCGAAUCCACUAUCUCCCCCAUCGUCAUCCUCGCCUCCAACCGCGGCAACACCGUCGUGCGAGGAACCGGCGACAUCGUCGCAGCCCACGGCAUCCCUCCAGACCUCCUUGCCCGCCUCCUCAUCAUCCCAACCCACCCUUAUAGCCCCGAAGAAAUCAAAACCAUCGUGCGCCUCCGUGCAAAGACGGAAGGCUUGCAGAUUACCGACGCGGCCCUGGAGAAAGUCGCCGCACACGGUGCGAAGGUUAGCCUCCGGUAUGCGCUCCAGCUACUCACUCCUGCGAGUAUACUGGCACGGGUGAACGGUCGGCCUGGUGGGAUCGAAGAGGCGGAUAUCGCAGAGUGUGAAGAUCUAUUUAUUGAUGCAAAAAGGAGUGCGGAUAUUGUUUCAAAGGAAACAGGGGGCUUUAUUUCUUGA
Coccidioides posadasii C735 delta SOWgp is the source of this 1377-nucleotide messenger RNA. RefSeq names its product RuvB ATP-dependent DNA helicase pontin (gene RVB1). Gene Ontology annotation, biological process: regulation of transcription by RNA polymerase II; chromatin remodeling; box C/D snoRNP assembly. The record is from RefSeq and is a predicted model, not a curated record. NCBI's taxonomy places the organism in Eukaryota, Fungi, Ascomycota, Eurotiomycetes, Onygenales, Onygenaceae. Gene Ontology annotation, cellular component: R2TP complex; NuA4 histone acetyltransferase complex; Swr1 complex. Gene Ontology annotation, molecular function: DNA helicase activity; ATP binding; ATP hydrolysis activity.